UUUAUCGUGUAUCGCAUUAUUUGCUUGUAAGCAGGAAUUAGACUAAAUCAAACUAUUUACGAUAUGUGUAAUUGUAAUAUAUUUUAUUGUAAAGAAGUAUGAUGCAGUCCACAACAGAGGGUUGCUUAGAUAUCGCCGAGUUGGCUAACCAGCUGACUCGAGAGAAGAUAUUUAUAAGUUCAGAAAGGCAGUUGCUGCAAAACCUUAACGAGGAAGUGGAAAAGAGUGCCUUAGAAUUGCUUCAAGCUGCCUGGAUAUGCUCUCAACAACGACAGAAUCUCACGGACCUGAUAAACUCUCGGUGCGAGGCUGACUCGAUCGCGGCCUGCCAGCGAGCCAGCUCCCUGGAAGGCACUACCUUCGUGGAUGUAUACAAAGUGCUAAAAUACAAGGAAGCCUUAGCGCUAGGCGAGCUCCUAGGAUGGCUCCGCGACUCACCUCACCUCGUGUCGCUCUGCCUCCUCCUCGGCGAAGAGCACAUGCCGCCCACUCUGCCAUGUGCCCUCGUCGCCGGCCUGUACGGCAGUUGCCGGCUGCCGGCCGACCGGACCCGCCUACUCGCUGUGAUAAGAUCACUGCUCAAACACCAGCUGGCCACGUCCAGUGAUCCUAGAAAAUUGUUCCGCUCCGGCAAAUGCGCCCUAGCGUCCCUAUACGGCGUGUUCCGCGACGGACACGCGCCGGCGCGGCAGUUCCUCGUGGCCGCGCUCAACGCUCCCGUCAUGGCCGCUCUGCACGAGGACGAGUUCUUCUUGGACAUCCAUCCUGACCGCGCCAUGGAGCGAUUCUCUCCCCAAGACCGCGUAAAGAAAUUCGGCCAAUCCAACACAGCUGAAUACAACGCUAAAGUCGCGCGUUACCGCAAAUGGAUCGUGCAGCGUCUGUUCCAACUGACCAGCAAGUUCAUUACGUCCCUGCGCGAACAUUGGGCCAACUUCCCGGCCUCUAUUGCUUGGUUGAUACAGCAGAGCGUUCAUCUUAUUAAACAGCACUCAAGAAUACCAGAAAGCGAGCUGCACGGCCUAUGCACAGACCUCGUGCUCAACCACUUCAUCUGUCCCGCCAUCUUGAACCCCGAGGCCCACGGCGUGGUCGACGCCCCCGUGUCUUACAUAGCGCGCACUAAUCUUAUGCAGAUUGCGCAGAUACUGCAAGUGCUGUGCCUUAGCAAGCAUACUGAGGUGGACCCGAAGCUGACAGACCUGUACUCUCUCUUCCCCCGCUCGUGCGUGUGGGCGCUGGUGGAUGGGGUGUGCGGGGACGCGCUGGCGCCGCGCGCCCCCGCCGCCCCCGCGCCCGCGGCCGCGCCCCGCACCGACGCGCCCUGCGCGCCCGCCGCCGCGCUCUACACUCCGCAAGAGCUCCACCACCUGAUAACGUUCCUGAAACGGAUAUCGUCGAAGCUGAACAACAACACGCCGAGCGUGACGUCAGAGGAGAUGUCCAGUGGCUCCGGGCCUGCCGACGCCGCUGCCUACAGCAGUGAGUCAGGCAGCGACUCGUCCUCAUCGGACGCCGGCGCGUCCAGCCUGGCCGCGCUCCUGCAAACCAUGGAGCCCAACUACCGCAGCAGGCUGCACGACCUGCUGAGGAAGAUGCCUGACUUGAGCAAACCCAGACAAUCACCGCCUCAACCCGCCGACGCCGCAGAAACGCAAAAGAAGAGCAUCCUAGCCAAAGUGCCUAAGCCACGCUUGCCUCGUAGCAGUAGCUCGAACACCUCCCUAGCCACGGAAAUAUCGGAACCAGAGCUGGAAGUGUAUGUCAUACAGAUGGCGAGGCAGGAUGAGAGCGACUACGUGGGUUUGGUCCCAGAGUCCAAAGUGUUGGAGUGCUACUGUGGAGGCUCAGAGGGCGACGCGGAAGACGCGGGUUCCGCGCUACAGGCCGCGCCCGGCGCGCCCGUGCAGAAGCGAACCAGAUUCUCCGUGUCCCACGACGAGGUGUCGCUAGGAAACACGUCGGACAACUUGGAGGCAGUCUCGGAGGCUGCAUCCAACCACAGUGUCACUUCAAGUUUGGAGUUGGAGACAGAAGACCAGAACGACAACCUCUCCGAUAUGGUGUCGGCGAACGUGAGCGGGCGCGGCAGCCCGAACAUCUCCGGCCGCGAGACCCCGUCGUCCCAGGUCACGGACGGGGACACGGCGGGCGAGCCGGCUAGACGGUUACCGCAAAACGUCCCAGUGAGCCAGGCGAACAGCGCGCAGGCCAAGCUGCUCAAACAGACCCGGAACGAUAUCGAAGACAAGUUCUGCAAGUUCGAGAUCAAGAAACUUCUGGAAGGUGACGAAACAGUGAGCAUCAUGUCGGACACAUGGAGUACCGACGUUCUGGCUUCCGAUUCGGAGACUAUCGGGGACUCGUGUGACCACACGCUGGUCGCCGUUAACCAAAACGUAGUGGCCAACACGAAUGCGCCAGACGUGUCCGAGACGGCGAGCGAGUCCGCGUGGUCCAUGGACGUUCUCGCCUCGGACAGCGAUCGGAACACAGAGGUGGACACGGAUGACUGCGUGUCGGUCGCGGCGCGUUCCGACACGUCAUGGCCGAGGAGGCUCUCUCAGCAGGAGGAGCAAGCGGCCAUCAAACAGAACCAGCAAAAUGGUGCGUACAAAAAACCAGAAGUCAGUAACAGCCCAAAGCACACUCCACGGCCCUACCAACCGAACAGGUCCGGUAGCGGAUACCUAAGCGCCACGGCGCAACUGUCAAGAGGCGCGGAGCUAGACUUGGGAUCCACCGCCGCGCCCAUCUACCCGGAAAACAGGAAGAGCAUACUCGUCAAUGGAUACCCUGUGAUGACUUGCUACGCGACGUCGGCGCCCGAGAGCCCCGGGGCCGCCGCGCCGCCGCCGCUGCCCAACGUGUUCGACUACGGCCCACAGAACGGCGAAACCAGCCAAUCAGAGUCGACCCUCGAAGCAGCCAACAGCCAAUCAGACGCGACCAGCCAAUGGGUGGACGACUCGUUCCCCCCUCCCCACCACUCGCCCGAGCGCCCCUUCCCCCCCUGCAAGUACGACAUGCCCGGGACCUCCAAGACUUAUGAUGAGAACGAUAUUAUGGACAGAUCCCUGAACUCCAGCGAGAGCUCAUUCAACGCUCUCUCCGUGUCGCAAUAUGAUCGCCGCUUCGACUCCGGCAUCGACACCGAACGCAACGAAGACCGUUCCGCGAUCACCGACCUCAUGACUCGCAUGUCUUCGGCCACCAUCAACACUUCUGCUAACCUGGUCAAUAACGUGUCCAGGAUCGUCAAAUCGGAGAUACGGACCAGUAUAGUCAGCAUAUCGUCUUCCAGAAUCGAAAAGAAACGCGACACCUCAAACAUGUCUCUAAGCACGCUGUCAGUGAACAGCGAAACCUCUGUGUCGGACCGCAGCUCUAGCCAAGACGUCAACUCGGAAAACGUGACGGAGCGGCGCGUGAGCCCGCCGCCGGUCAAGCCUGUGUCCACGGGAGCUAUACCUAAGAGCAUUAGCUUCGAUGCUACGGCUGAGAAGAGUCAGAGACGGCGCAUAACAGAAGACAGUCUCGUCGGCAACCUGGACGAGUUGAAGAACAACGUGAAACGCUCGGGUGGGAACCUGCUGCACAAAAUCAAGAUGUUCAGCCGGCCCAAGGGCCGCUCGCACCAGCACCCGAACGACAUAAAGCUAGCCGAAGAAGAGGCGCUGCGCGAAGACGCUCCGCGCGCCGAGCCAACGGAAAGCUCUGACGACAUCCUCGCAAAAUACAGGAGAAAGAGCUCCACCGACUCACGGCGGAGGGGACAGCGUCGAGUGUCUGACGUACCGGACAUAGCUGACAGAUGUGAAGGAGUACUGGACCUGAACGACCCCGAGGUUUUCAACACGAUGAAGAAGAAACUGCGGCUCGUGCUGUCCAACCCCGAGCUGUUGUGUACGGAAUACGUGCCCAAUCGCUGCACCAGCACGUCCUUGGUGGAAUGGAUGCGCGCCGCCGCCGCCGCCGCCUCGGAGACCGGCGCCUCCGCGCAAGCGGCCGAAGUGGCUCGAGCCUUAGCUGCCUCCGGCGCUCGCUGCGAGCGGCUAGCGGCGGCUCUGCGGGCAGACCUAGACGCGAGGCGACCGUAUGCGAAGUACUUGGCGAGCUGCCGGUCUGCGUUGACGCACACGCUACACGCUCUUAGACGGCAAACCAACCAAGUCCGCGCCGAGUGUGCGGCGUGGUCGCGCGCCGCCGCGGCCGCGCGCGUCCUGCAGCAGCUCGAGCGCGGCAACUCGCUGCGCCGGCUCGCGCGCCACCACUCCGCGCACAACAACCACGCCGUCAACGGAAGCGAGCUGAUGGACGAGAAGGCAAAAAGACUGAUGGCCAACAUCAAGACCCUGAUUGCAGAGGUGAAGGCAGACCCGUCGUGGGAAGGAGCGCCGGCGACAUCAAUAGAGGUGUUGGAGUUGACGGUAGAGCGCGCCGCGUUCGCUCGACUCUACCUCAACGUGUUGUUUCCCAUCGGCGAGGGCGACUACGGACGCGACCAGGUCCUAUCAGAGCACAUACGGCGUCUAGGCGCCGGUAUGACGGCGUCCCGCGCCGGCGUGAGCGCGCGCCAUCUAUGGGCGGCGCCGUACGCGCGCGCGCAACUGUUACUGCAACACCUGCCCGUCUAUCGUACCCCUCGGGACAAGUUGCAGUGCGUGAUGCGGUGCGUGACGUGCGUGAUGGCGGUGCUCGGUCUCACGGAGGGCUCGGCGCCCUCCGCCGACGACCUCACGCCCGUGCUCGUCUUCAUCAUACUCAAGGUCAACCCACCCUCCCUUCUCUCGACGAUCGACUUCGUGAACUCGCUAGGCGGGUCGUCGCUGCAGGGCCCCGCGCUGUACUGGUGGACGCACUUCUGCUCCGCCGUGGCCUACAUCAAGACCAUGGAGUACGGAGACUCCUAGCCCGCCGUGCGGCCCCAGAAUGGGCGAGGCAAGAAGGCAGAAACAUGGUAUUCCAUGUUUCGCAGAGAACGGGCUCACACUGUAUGAUUAUAGCAACGUUUGUUGGGCCAGUCGCAUCAGCCACAGUCAACACAUUCGCUACCAGACAAAAAAUAGCG
Messenger RNA from Leguminivora glycinivorella, 5071 nucleotides. It is a transcript of the gene Gapvd1, whose product is annotated as receptor-mediated endocytosis protein 6 homolog. Gene Ontology annotation, biological process: regulation of GTPase activity; vesicle-mediated transport. The transcript is spliced from 33 exons. Lineage: Eukaryota; Metazoa; Arthropoda; Insecta; Lepidoptera; Tortricidae. The coding region runs from base 99 to 4913 and encodes 1604 amino acids. Gene Ontology annotation, cellular component: endocytic vesicle; cytosol. The record is from RefSeq and is a predicted model, not a curated record. Gene Ontology annotation, molecular function: small GTPase binding; guanyl-nucleotide exchange factor activity.